UUGUUAUUCAAUAUUUUUGAAAUAAAUAAAUAAAUGAUAUAAUAAAUAAAAUAUUACAACAAAUUAGAAGAAUUUUUAAACUCUUCACUUUAAUCUCAUUAGGUUCUCCAUAUUGAUCAGAUGAAUUAAAUUGGUGCAAUAGGUGCAAAAAGCUUAAGUUCUGCAUUAGCAAAUUGCACUAAUCUCUAAAAUUUGAUACUUAAACUACGUAACAAUAAAAUUGGCGACUAAGGUGCAUUAGCCUUAGGUUCUGCUUUAGCAAAUUGCACUAAUCUCUAAAAUUUGAUCCUUUAUCUUGGUGACAAUAAAAUUGGUGUAAUCGGUGCAUCAGGCUUAGGUUCUGCUUUAGCAAAUUGCUCGAAUCUAUCAAAUUUGGUAAUUAAUCUUGAUGAGAAUUAAAUUGGUGCAAAAGGUGCAUUAGGCUUAGGUUCUGCUUUAGCAAAUUGCACUAAUCUCUCAAGUUUGGUAAUUGAUCUUGCUGGGAAUUUAAUUGGUUAAGUCGGUGCAUUAAGCUUAAGUUCUGCCUUAAUUAAUUGUACUAAUCUCUCAAAUUUGACACUCUAUCUUGGUGGGAAUUAAAUUGGUGACAAAGGUGCAUUAGGCUUAGGUUCUGAUUUAGCAAAUUACACUAAUCUUUCAAAUUUGACACUUGAUCUUGGUAUCAAUAAAAUUAAUGCACUUGGUGCAUCAGGCUUAGGUUCAGCUUUAGCAAAUUGCACGAAUCUCUCAAAUUUGACACUUUAUCUUCAUGGGAAUUAAAUUGGCGACAAAGGUGCAUUAGGCUUAGGUUCUGGUUUAGCAAAUUCCACUAAUCUCUAAAAUUUGACACUUAUUUUAAGUGGGAAUUAAGUUGGUGAUAUAGGUGCAUCAGGAUUAGCUUCUGCUUUAGCAAAUUGCACUAAUCUCUCAAAUUUGACAUUUAAUCUUAGUCACAAUAAAAUUGGUGAAAUCGGGGCAUCAGGUUUAGGUUCUUCUUUAGCAAAUUAUUCUAAUCUAUCAAACUUGGCACUCAUUCUUUGGUAAAAGCAGUUUAUUUGUUUUGGAUAGUGA
Messenger RNA from Tetrahymena thermophila SB210, 1050 nucleotides. Its product is annotated as cyclic nucleotide-binding domain protein. The transcript has 12 exons. Gene Ontology annotation, biological process: nucleocytoplasmic transport; activation of GTPase activity. Gene Ontology annotation, molecular function: small GTPase binding; GTPase activator activity. The record is from RefSeq and is a predicted model, not a curated record. Lineage: Eukaryota; Ciliophora; Oligohymenophorea; Hymenostomatida; Tetrahymenidae. Gene Ontology annotation, cellular component: cytosol; perinuclear region of cytoplasm; nucleus.